AUGUCUAACUAUCCUGUUUAUCACCCGCUACUGCCUAAUCAAUCAGAAUGGGAUCCUGCUAGUGAAGUGGAACGUAUUAUGUGUGGAACUAGCCAACAAGAGUGCCCUGUGAUUACGAGUGGGUUACACACUCUACCUCGUCAUUACCAAUUACGUGAAACAAAUCCAAUUACAUUUAGAUAUCAAGCUAUGAAUGGCGGUGAGUGUAGUACAAUAAACAGAUAUGAUAAAAACAUUCAACAUAUCAACAAAAUGUAUCCAUGGGGAUCUCCAACAACAAGUAUCAGACAAUUUACAACAACAUUUCAUCCGUCUUAUCAAACUUCUGUAGGUUAUGAUCCAUCUGUACUAUUUUCAUCGUCACCUUCCUCGUCAGUUUGCUCUGAUGAACAACUGUAUUAUCGACAACAACGAUUAGUAAAGCCUGUAAAUCAAGCAAGGUACGUAUUGAGUACCAACAAAACAUUCUCUACUUCUAUCGCUACUAAUAGUACUACUACUACUACUGUUGCUUAUCCACAUAAUAGGAAUACAGUGAAUAAUAAUAUUAUGUAUGAUACAUUGCAACUAACUGGACGUGUUAAUCAACUCCCUGUUCAACAAACACCAAUAAAUAAUCUAAAUACUACAACACGCUUACAAUAUCCAUCAGCUUUAGUACGAACAAUUGUUAGAAUGGAAUCGUCGGGUUCUCAACAACCACAACCACAACAACAAUCAGCUGAUGUACCACCGGCUUUACCAUUAAGAGCUCAACGUUCUACAAAUCAAAAGGUAACAGUACCUACUAAACCACGUCAAUUAAUUCCUAUCCCAUUUGAAGAUCGUGUACAUUUGGAUCCAAAUAUGGUAUUGUAUAAACCUAAUGCUGGAAUUAAUAGUCAUAAUAAUCUUGAUGACAACCUAUCACAAUCAAUAUCAGUUCAAUUAAAUCAUAAAAGAAAUACAUUUGAUUUAGAAAGUCAUUUAGACUGUUCAUGUGAUUAUGUACGAGGUGAAGCUGGCCUGUGGCCAGCUGAUGUAUGGUUUGAACGUAAUUUUCAUACGGUUGAUAAAUGUACGUGUCCACAUGAAGAAGUACAUCGAUUUUUUGAUAAUGCACCUUCAAAAUGGAAAUUAGCCGAUACUAUUGCCAUGCUACCAAUAAGAGAAACUGAUAUUUUGGACGAUUUAAUUGAUAGUACAAGCGAUGAAGAUGAGUCAUUGCAUCGUUCAUUACCAUCAGUUAUAAUGGAGUCACCAACAGACACAACUUAUAAAACACAAAUUGUAACAACAAAUUAUAAUGAUUUAGAUGUGACGUCCACACCACCAUUCAGCAUUCCGAUGUCGACUAAUUAUGUACAGUCGGAUAUGCAAAAAGAUAAUUCAACCUAUCGUACUAGUGUCACAUGUCAUCAUCUUGUUACAAAUAACAGUAGUAGUAAUAUUUCUUGUGAUGAAGAUGACUUGGUCCCUCUGGGUGAACUAUUGUCGUCAAAUACAAACUUACUAAGAACAAUUUCAAAUUUGGACAGACCAGAAUUUUCUAUUGAUGAGACCACAGUAAGAUUGACACCUGCAUCAUCAAGAAAACAAAGCUUAAUCUGUCUUAAGGAGAAUCAAGACGAGAGAAAUACAAAUAUCUCUAGGAAAAACAGUUCUCAAUUUAUGGAGCAAAGAGAAUAUAUUCCUGGUGUAACGAAAGGGAUUGUUUCAACUGUUGCAAUACCGAGUGUACCUAGUGAUACACGUUGUUUAGAUGUUGUUACCACUAAUGCUAUUCGACGUAAAUCACCACCUGGAGAAACAUCUUCACAGUUGAGGAUGACACAGAUCACUGGACGUAAAGACAGUAUCUAUAAAAAUCGUGCGAAAUCAAUAUAUCAUGAGUCUGGAGAUAACCAUUUGAUAGGAAAAAGUUAUAUUAACACAGAAGGCACACAUACAGGGAACGUGUUAAUACCAAAUAAUUUAACCGAUGCUGGUCGAAAUGAUAUGGGAAAAAGCAUCCAAGAUAUGAUUGGUGAGGAUAAAGCGGGACAACAAAAAGAGGAACGAAAACAGUCUCUGUCUCCAUCCGUUCACCGAUUUCUGGAACCGGAUGGUUGUGUCUAUACAGAAGAUAAAGAGAAUGCACUUCAGACAUUUCAGAUCGAUAAUGUUGCAGAAGCCCUAGAUCGAUUACACCAGGAUAUGAGAAGUGCUAUAGAAGGUAAGUUAGUGGAUAAUUCAUCCUCAUCUACAGUGAACAAAGAAGGAUCAUUAACAAUUAGCCCUAAAACUGAUUCAUGCUCAAAGCUGUUAGAUAGGCAAAACAAGCAUCUAUACACUAAAUAUGACUGGACAGAUGAGGAUAAGGAAUUCAGCCAAAAUAAAGAAAAUCAUUUAAUUUCUGACAGUGAAUUAAUGAGAGAAGACAACCAUACAGAACAUAAUCAAGAAAUUGAUGUGGAUCAUUACUUUCUCCAGCCUAGAAGAUCCACUUUAAAACUGGAUGACAAUGAUUUAUCAGCGAUAAGCUAUACAGCUUCUCAUAAAUCCACCGGCAAUAGUUAUGUUGGUCAUGUUCCUUCUGAUAAUCGGAAGUAUAAUGACAAAUCUCAAAAUGUUAGUGAUAAUGAUGAAGAGAACGAUGUGGGGGUACAUUAUUAUGAAGAUGAUCGUAAUUCAAUGGUGGAGGAAAAUGAAGAACUAGAUCAAAGUAUGGAAUAUAAAUUCAACGAUGAAUUGACCGAUCCUAGUUUAUCGCAAAAGUCUGGACAGACUAUUAGAUUGAAUAAAUAUGGAAGAGCUAAGGAACGAUGGAGUCUUCUUCGUACACAUGUUGGGAAGGUUGGCAGGCAGAAAGUAGAAGACAGUGAUUCGAUUUCCGCAUUUGGGUUUUAUCGAUCUAUCGAAAGUCAACCUGAACAACAACCAUGGGGUAAGAAAGCGAUUCCAAUGGUUGGUGAUUUGGUAUUACGAACUAUGGCACAGAAACGUACAUUAACAUCUUUGUCGUCUAAUCUAACCAGUUGGACACUGACAGAUCAAGAAUUGAAAAUGCAUGUUUAUCGUAAAACAUUACAAGCCUUGGCUUAUCCCAUAUCAAGUAAUACACCUCAUAAUUUUCAAUUGUUUAGUGCUACCAGUCCUACUUAUUGUUAUGAAUGUGAAGGCUUAUUAUGGGGUGUAGCCAGGCAAGGAUUACGAUGUACUGAAUGUGGUGUUAAAUGUCAUGAUAAAUGUAAACGUUUAUUAAAUGCAGAUUGUUUACAAAGAGCUGCAGAAAAAUCUUUACGUCAUGGUGCUGUAGAUAAAGCUCAAGCUGCUAUGGAAGCAAUACGUGCAUUGAUUCAACGACGUAUUACUGAACGAUCAGAUAUUUUCGAAUUUUUAGCUAAUGUUUUUCAAAUUGAUGUACAUUCAAUGACACAUUUAAAUGCUUUAGAGUUUGCACAAAAAAGUAUUGUAGCCGGUGCAAGUCAAUGGUCAGCUAAAAUUGCAAUCACUGUGAAAUCUGCUCAGGGUUUAAUUGGUAAAGAUAAAACUGGACGAAGUGAUCCAUAUGUGACAGUACAAGUUGGUAAAGUACGUAAACGUACUAAAACAGUUCUACAAGAAUUGAAUCCAACAUGGGAUGAAAAAUUUCUAUUUGAAUGUGAUAAUGCCUUGGAACGAAUUAAACUUCGUGUUUGGGAUGAAGAUAAUGAUUUAAAGUCGAAAAUUCGACAAAAAUUCACUAGAGAAUCGGAUGAUUUUCUUGGUCAGACAAUUAUUGAAGUAAGAACAUUAAGCGGUGAAAUGGAUGUAUGGUAUAAUCUUGAGAAACGGACAGAUAAAUCAGCAGUAUCUGGAGCUAUUCGUUUAUUGAUUUCUGUUGAAAUAAAAGGUGAAGAACAAAUGGCUUCAUUUCAUGUACAGUAUACAGCAUUACACGGUAGUAUAUUUUGUUAUUUAUGUCAAAAAAAUGAACCAGUUUUUUUACCGGAUCAAACAUAUAUCACUCAGGCACAAAAUAAUGGUAAUGAAGCAUGGCGAGUGUAUUUCAAUCCAACAGGACAGGAAAUCGUUGAUGAAUUUGCUAUACGUUAUGGUAUUGAACCAAUAUUUCAAGCAAUGACGCAUUUUGCAUGCUUAACUGCGAAAUAUAAUUGCCCUGGUGUACCAGCUCAGUUAUCUGUACUUUUGGCUAAUAUAAAUGCAUUUUAUGCCCAUACAACAUCAUCAAAUAGUCAGACAGCUAGUGAACGAUUUAGUGCAAGUAAUUUUGGACGAGAGAAAUUCAUUAAAUUACUGGACAAUUUAUAUAUCGCCAUAAGAAUCGAUUUAUCAAAAUAUCGUACUGUAUUCCCUGCAUCACAACCAGAAAGAUUGAUUGAUUUGAAAUCUACCGUAGAUCUUCUUACAAGUAUCACAUUUUUCCGUCUCAAAGUUCAAGAGCUUAGUUCACCUCCAAGAACAGGUCAAAUAUUACGUGAAUGUAUUGAAGCUUGUAUUCAUGCAACCUAUCAGUGCCUUUGUGAAAAUGUACAUGACUUAUAUGGGAAAAGUUUACAGGCAACCAAUACAGAAUCUGGGAAUACUGAAUUUGUAUCUGAUAAUAUGAAUAGUGGAGCUGGACAAUCGUUAAUUGGGGAAUUAGAUCAAAUGGAUGGUAUGCGAUCGCCGACCUACUGGCAUCGUCUUAUCACAUUGGUUGUUUCAGUUCUUGAAGAUGAUCGAAAACAUUAUGCACCAGUAUUAAAUCAAUUUCCACAUGAAAUCAAUCUAGGCGAUAUGUCAGCUGAGAUGAUAUGGAAAUGUUUAUCGGAUGAUUUAGCUAAUGGAUUAGCUCAGCAUACAAUUACAGCUAAAUAUUAUUUCAAUAAUACUGAAGAGAAUAUAUUGGAUAGUUUAUCAAAAGUGAAUAAAUUGCGUGAUUCAUCUAAGUCAACUGGACAAGAUAAAGUUGUCUUAAAAAGUGGAAUGAAUAAAAUCAAAUCUUCAGAUUAUAUGAAUCUUUGUUUUCGAGUGAAAUGGUUUUAUAAUACUUAUAUAGCAACACUGGCAAGAUUCAAAAAUUCAGUUCCUGAUUAUCCUCGUUGGUUUGAAGGUCUUGUAUUGAUUUGGCUAGCUGAGAAUGAUGAAGUAUCUGCAAAUUAUUUAAGAAAUGCUUAUGAUCGUGACAAACAAGACGGUUUUCAAUGUUCUAGUGAACAUGUACUCUAUUCAAAUUCUGUUGUUGAUGUAUUCACUCAACUGAAUCAAUGUUUCGAUGUUAUACGUAAACUUGAAUGUCCAGAUAAACAAGUUGAAGGACAAUUUUUUCAUAGAUUCUCACUGACUGUUGAAAAAGUUCUCCUUGCUUAUGCUGAUCGUGUGUUAGCUGAUUUCUCAACAUACAAAACGGAUCAACGUGUAGCUUGUAUAUUAGUAAAUAAUACACAACAACUUCGUGUUCAACUAGAAAAAGUUUAUGAGAAUAUGGCACGUGAAAGUCUUGAAUCCAACACUCGAGAUCGUUUAAGUGCUCUUCAAGGUCGAUUAAAUGAAGUAGUUGAUAAAUUAGCUAUCCAACUGACUGAUCAGUUCGAACCCGGGGUUCGUUUACAUGCACGUGAAUGUGGCAAACUUUUACAGAAGUGUAGACCAUCGAAUGGUUCAGAUAAUACAACUGGUCGUGGUGUCAGUAAAGAAGAUGAAGCAAACGAAUGCUUACAACCGCUAAUGGAUCAUUUUGAAAGUAUUCUAUCUAUACUAGCAAAUGUCUGUGAUAAAACUGUAUUAAAAAGAAUAUUAAAGCAAUUAUGGCGAAUAACAAUGUGUAAUUUAGAAAAACUUGUUGUACUACCCGCAGUUACUGAUCAAAAACAGCUGGCUACGGGAUUACUUUUAAGCUCAAAUACAUCAGCGAAGUUAAUUGGUGGGGCACAAAGCCUAUUAAGUCAUGUUGGUAGUCAAGUUGUACAGGGGAAAAUUUUAUCUGAAACAACACGUGAACCAGAAAAAGGCCUUACACCAUAUCAAUGUGAAUUACUUGGUAUUUGCUUGAAUACAAUUCGUGUAUAUUUUCAUGCUGGUGGACGUGGUGUGAAACGUUCGUUUCUUGAUAGAAGUCCAGAACUACAUAGUUUACGACAAGUAUUAGCUCUAUAUUCUCAGGCUACAGAUGAAUUACUUCGAGAUUUUAUAGCUACACAAACUUCACAAGAUUAUCUGGCCAAUGAGGAACCAGUUGGCUACUUAACACUUCAAGUAGAAAUUUUCAAGCACCCUGGUACCGGUGAAUAUAAAGUAAAUGUGAAAAUUCAUACAGCUUCAGAUUUGAAUUGGUCUCUUGCCACUGGAAUGUUUAGACCAUUUGUAGAAGUUUAUAUUUUUGGACCAUUAUUAUCUGAUCGUAAACGUAAAGCUGCUACAAAAUCGAAAUCAGUUACUACAAUGCCCAUUUAUCACGAAACCUUUGUAUUUUUCUUAUCCAAUCAAAGUGAUCCUGAAUGGUAUGAAUUACAUUUAUCUGUAAAAGAUUAUUGUUUUGGACGAACUGAUCGUCUUGUUGGUGUCACAGUAUUAUCUUUAUCUAGAGCAUUAAAUCUUGGUGCAACUCCAAUUCGACUUCCUUUAGGACGACGUUUACAUUUUACAGAAACUGGAUGGACUGUAUUACGUGUACUUUCACAACGUGUUAAUACAGAUGAUGUAGCCAGAGAGUUUGUUCGUGCUAAAUCUGAAUAUCGUGCUACCACAGAGAAUGAUAAUACUGUAUCGUUGUCUUUUGAUGCAAAAAUGAAAGUAGAUCAUGUAAAAUUUUUGAAAAACUACAUGUUUUACAGAAAGUCAUCUUCAACCACUAUAAAAACAGUUGCACUUAUACCUGGUGAUGGUAUAGGUCCAGAAAUAUCGGCAGCUGUUCAGGAAAUUUUCAAAUUUGCUGAUGUUCCUAUUAAAUGGGAUUCAGUGGAUGUAACACCUCGACCUACAGAAGACGGUCGCUUUCGUAUGCCACAGUCUUCACUAGAUAUUAUACGCAAGCAUGGAAUUGGGUUAAAAGGUCCAUUAGCUACUCCAAUUGGGAAGGGUCAUCAAUCUUUAAAUUUAGCAUUACGAAAAGAGUUCAAUCUUUAUGCCAAUGUUCGACCAUGUAAAUCUAUUGAAGGCUAUGAAACUCCUUAUAAAAAUGUUGAUUUGGUUACAGUUAGAGAGAAUACUGAAGGUGAAUAUUCUGGUAUAGAACAUGUGAUUGUGGAUGGUGUUGUACAAAGUAUUAAAUUGAUCACUGAAGAAGCAAGUCGACGUGUUGCUAGAUAUGCAUUUCAAUAUGCAAAAGAUAAUGGUCGACGUAGUGUAACAGCUGUGCAUAAAGCUAAUAUUAUGAGAAUGUCAGAUGGUCUAUUCCUUCGAGUAUGCCGUGAAGAAGCUGCACACCAUAGGGAGAUUGAAUUUUGUGAUAUGUUUUUGGAUACUGUCUGCUUAAAUGUAAGUUAAAUAAAAGAAAGAUUAUUUAUGAAAGUUAUUAGAUAUUCACAACUUCUUUUUCAUAAUAUUUUUCUCUUUUGAUGAUUGGAUAUCUUGGAUAAAAUACAUGGUGGUCGCAUACAUUUUCUUCUCCAAACCAUACUUUGAAAGUUUAUUCUUUUUCCCACUGUUGUUAAUACUGCUACACUUUUGCUGUUCAUUUGACUGUAGGUAGGAAUUCCUACCGACUACCUACAAUUGUCUAAUUAUCUUAACA
Schistosoma curassoni is the source of this 7675-nucleotide messenger RNA. NCBI's taxonomy places the organism in Eukaryota, Metazoa, Platyhelminthes, Trematoda, Strigeidida, Schistosomatidae. The record is from the annotation of a GenBank genome assembly.